AUGCAACACUACAUUGAUCUUCAAUGGCUGGAUGCUCGGCUUGAAAAGCUGAAGUUGUAUUUGGAGGAGCUGAAGGUCAAUCUUGUACAUCUGGAAUCUCAAUGUAAAUAUCUGAGACCGCGAUUCCAAGAUGUGGAGAGUCAUCUUGAAUAUGCGAUGCCUCAGAUGGACGAUUUCAAGCCAAAUUUUCGACGUUUAGGAAUUAGUGGCAGAACACAAAGAUCUCUUUCCCAGAAGCUGCUGGUCUUCGGUUUGAUAGUCCUAUUCAUUGUUUCUUGGUCGAAUUUUCUGCGGCAAGGUGUAUCGUCGUCCACGAGUGGAAGGGCUGAAUCAGACAAUUCGGUUUUCAACGAUACUCUUGGGGUUUGUGUCCCUGCGAUGAGCUUGUACUGGGAGGUUCUGGCUGACAUAGGAGAAAAGUUCCAACACGUAUUCGCACUUGCCUUACCAGAUCGACUCGACAGAGUCCAGCCACUUUUAGACGCCGCCAAUGCCACUAAUAUUAACGUAACCAUCCUCGACGCUGUCAGAGACAAGCAGAUCCCCGAGGAUACCUGGCCCAAAGGAUGGUCAGAUAAUCAUGAGAAGAAAAGCGGUGAACUCGGCUGCCUCACGUCUCACGUAAGGACUUGGAAGAAGAUGAUCGCUGAAAACAUCGAAUCCGCUUUGAUCAUGGAGAGCGAUACUGACUGGGACCUUCGCAUCAAGGAGACCAUGCAGGGCGUAGCGUCCGCCUCCAAACGCCUAGUGGACUGGCCAUUCGAUGUCCCAAAACGCCCAGGCAUUUUUCCGUACGGCGACAAAUGGGAUGUCAUCUGGUUUGGUCACUGCGGCGCCUGGAACCACGAAAAUCACCGCAUAUAUAGCUUCAACGACAGCGCCGUGCCGCCAGAGGACUAUGAAUACACAUUCUCAGAUAAGCCACGAGAGGAGCAGCACAGACCAGGGACUAGAUCGGUGUUCCCACUCGGCUUCGCUGUCUGCUCCACCGCUUACGCCAUCAGCAAUGCCGGCGCCGUCAAGUUGGAAAAGGAAUUCCGAGAGGGUAGCGACAAUAUAGAUCUCCGGCUUGCGACUAUAUGUCGUGAGAAUCAAGAUGUGAACUGCCUCGGUGUUUGGCCCCAAGUUUUCACUGCGGCUAUUACAAAAACUAACAUCGAGCAUCCCCUCGGUGAGAUCGUAACGGGGGAGACGGCCGUGACGGAAUGGUAUCCCGGACUCGGUUUGCAGUACUCGGCGAGGCUGAACGCGGACAAGGUUCUCAACGGAUCUUCAACGGAGGACGAGUGGGACCCGCAGUGGAAUUCCACGUGGGCGCUGAAGAAUGAGACGUGGAUUCGGAUGGGAUUCGAGGAAGCGAAGAAGUUGGAGGCUGAGAAGACCAUGUCCGAUGAUCAUAUCGAGCAUAAUGGGAAAAGGAAGUUCUGGCAGUGGCAUAAUGGCAGAUAUGCUGGAACGAGGAGCUUCGGUUGA
This is a messenger RNA of Letharia columbiana, 1473 nucleotides long. RefSeq lists its product as uncharacterized. The record is from RefSeq and is a predicted model, not a curated record. Bases 1 to 1473 code for a protein of 490 amino acids. NCBI's taxonomy places the organism in Eukaryota, Fungi, Ascomycota, Lecanoromycetes, Lecanorales, Parmeliaceae. The transcript has 3 exons.